CCAAGAGGCAACUGCUCUCAGCCGCAAUUGAGUGGAAUCUGACAUGUAUGCAACUGGAGAGCAAGGAGGCCUUUCGGGAUCUUUUGUGACGUGCUUGAGUGGUUAUGGGGGGCUGCAACUACUGGGGGUGAACUUGCUGUCAGUGCAUUAUUUGUAAUGUUAUUUCUGUGAAGAAAACGGCCAGUAAAAAUGUCUGAUCUCUUCAAAUCAGCGAUGGGAUACUUCAGUAAUAGUAAUAGUAGUGGGCAAGACAAUGAACUUGUUGGACAAGUAGUGGAAGUAGGAAAUAGUAAAUUACGUGUGAAGAAAGUUAUUGCAGAAGGAGGAUUUGCCUUUGUAUUUGUUGCCCAAGAUGUCAGUACCGGGAAGGAGUAUGCACUUAAGAGACUGAUGGCUGCUGAUGAGGAUGCCAAGAGAAAUAUAAUGCAAGAAAUCACUAUUCUUAAAAAAUUGUCUGGCCACCCAAAUAUUAUUGAAUUUGUUUCUGCUGCUUUUAUUGAUAAAACAAAAACAGGGCACGGAAUGGGUGAAUUUCUUUUAUUGACAGAAUUAUGUAUGGGUGGUAGUCUGGUAGAUGUUCUACAAGCAAGAACAACUGCCUUGUCUCCAGAUGUUGUUUGUCGUGUUUUUUGGCAGACCUGUAGAGCAGUUAAUCAUAUGCAUUCUCAGCAACCCCCUAUCAUACAUCGGGACUUAAAGAUUGAAAACCUUUUAAUUGGAGUUGAUGGAAGUAUAAAGUUGUGCGAUUUUGGAAGUGCAACAUUACAGACCUACCAUCCAGAUCCUUCAUGGUCUGCUAAUCAAAGAUCUCUUCUUGAAGAAGAAAUGGCUCGAUACACAACUCCUAUGUAUAGAGCUCCUGAAAUGGUAGACACUUGGAAUAAUUAUAGUAUUACUCAUGCAUCAGAUGUAUGGGCUUUAGGAUGCGUUCUUUAUUUGCUAUGCUACAUGCGCCAUCCAUUUGAAGACAGUGCCAAACUACGUAUACUUAACGGCAAUUAUAGUAUCCCCAGUGCUGAUAGUAAAUAUGCUUGUUUUAAAGAUAUUAUCCGUGGAUGUUUGCAAGUGAAUCCUGUUCAAAGAUUGAGUAUUUCUGAUGUGUUGGAUCGAUUGGGAGCUGUGGCUGAAACCCACGGUUAUAGCCUAAAGGAACCUUUGAAAUUGGAAGGAAAGCCAAUUAAUUCUAAUCCUAGUCCUGUGCACACUCCAAGUGCUCCUGAUGCCAGUGUCCCGCCAAAGCAAACAGAUUCCCCCGAAGGAAGGAAGCCUCCACAACGACCUAGCAGACCUCCUGCAUCCCCCCAGCGCCCUGAAAUGCCAGCGAGGCCUGCUCCUCCUGUACAUCACCCUCCGCCCCAUGCCGCUCCGCCGUGCCCACCGCCCACGUACCAGCAGCAACCGCCCACCGCUCAAGCGGCUGGAGGUGGUGGCCUUUUCUCCUCUCUGAGAGGAGGAGCCGGUAGCUUCUUGAAGAACUUAAAGGACACGUCUAGUAAAGUAAUGCAGACUGUACAACAGAGCAUUGCAAGAUCUGAUCUUGACAUUAGUUACGUUACAUCACGUUUAGCAGUAAUGCCUUAUCCUGCAGAGGGUUUGGAGUCUGCUUACCGCAGUAACCAUGCGGAUGAUGUGCGUGCGUUUCUAGAGUCUCGACAUCCUGGUGGGCGUUACGCUAUUUACAAUGUAUCUGGAAGAUCUUACACUGCUGGACGUUUAGGAGGUAGUCAUGUGGUUGAUUGUGGCUGGCUAACCAGUGCGGCUGGAGGGCUUGUACGUCACGCACCCCCUCUGCAUACUUUGUAUUCUCUUUGUGAAGAUAUGUACAUGUUCCUUCAGCAAGAUCCCAAGAACGUGUGCAUUGUACAUUGCACUGAUGGAAAAGCAGUUUCAGCAACUUUGGUAUGUGCUUUCCUGAUGUAUAUUGGAAUGUUUCAACGACCUGAAGAUGCUGCACAAAUGUUUGCAGUGAAACGUAUGCCUCCUGGACUACAUCCUUCAGAAACUAGAUAUCUGCAGUAUAUGAGUUAUAUACUGAGGAAACCUCCAGUUUUUCCUCAUUUUAAACCUGUCACACUUGUUGCCAUUACUCUUCAACCAGUCCCUCUCUUCACCAAAGUCAGAGAUGGUUGUCGGCCUUAUGUUGAAGUGUACCAGGGGGAUGAUCGUGUCCUGACCACAAUGCAGGAAUAUGAAAGAAUGAGACUUUUCAACUUCACUGAAGGGAAGGCUACUCUCCCUCUCAAUGUGACUGUCCUUGGGGAUGUGACAGUGGUGCUGCUACAUGCUCGACAGAACUUGGGCGGAGUCAUGUCACAAGGUCGACCUACAGGCAUCAAAAUGGCGCAGUUUCAAUUUCAUACUGGCUUUAUUUCGGAUGAUGAUACAACAUUGCGAUAUACAAAAUCUGACCUGGAUGAGUUGGGAAAUCCAGACCAUUACCAAGAUCGAUUUUUGGUAGCAAUGAGUGUAUUUGUUAUGGAUGAGGAGAAGAGGCCUACGAAACCCAUCAAAGCACCUCCUGUUCCUGGACCGCGUGGUGUUCGUCCUCCUCCUCCACAAAGGCCACCAGGCCCUCCACCCAGUGUUAAAGAAUACAAAGAUGAUGAUUCACAAGAGGAGUCAAAGCCUAGUAUCCCUGCUGAAAAUGGAGUUGCUGCAAAACCCCCCAAACAACCAGAGCCAGAUCUCCCUCAAGAAGCAGAUUUACUGAACAUAGACAUGGAUGGUUCAGGAGACAAACUGGCUUCUGAUGUAGAUUUACUCAACAUCUCUGGUGGCCAAAAACCAUCUCAAGCCCCAAGUAAUGUGGAUCUCCUGGGAGGUUUUGAGGCUUCAGCGCCCUCUAAUACCUCACAGUCAUUUGGGGGCUUGGAUGACUUGCUACAGAAUGCUGGCGAUCGGACUGCUCAACCACAACCAAAUGUUUUAUUUGACCCAUUUGGUUCUUCUGGCAAUGCCCAGCAAUUUCCUAGUACUUCACCUGCAACUCCUGCUUCCACUGCAACCACGUCGCCCUUACAUCAUCCAGCAGGCUCAGCCUUUAUGGGUGGCUGGGCCUCCCCUGCUGUGCCGCCAGGUGGUAUGGGAGCAGGCCUCACUCCUCCAUCAAUUCCUCGCAAUGCUAGUACACCGAAUUUGGAAAGUAAAUCUCGAGACCCUUUCAGUGAUCUAGGCAAUCUAGGGGGAACUUCUUGGGGAGGUUCAAAACCCACCACCCCAAUGGGUGGGACACCCCGUGCUGGUAGUCCUACCAACUUUGGUGGAGGGGUUGCAGGAACGUCUCCUCAGCACCGACCAGCGAACUGGGCUUCACAGGGUGGAAUUCCUCAGGGUGCCACAUCUCCAGUACCUGGUUACACACCAGUGGGGACACCUCAUCACCAAGUUAAAUCCCCAGAAUCUACUCGAGCAGACUACAGUCGUUCUCACUUUGACUCAUUAAAUAAACAAGCUGAUCAAGGUAAAGGUACUAAACCUAAAAGUGGUGACGUUUUUGGAGAUUUAUUGGGGAGUCAAGGUUAUGCUUUUGCUUCAAAGAAGGAAGCAGGACCUCGAACUAUCAAUGAAAUGAGGAAAGAAGAAAUUGCAAAGGAAAUGGAUCCAGAUAGAUUAAAGAUUCUUGACUGGACUGAAGGAAAAACUCACAAUAUACGAGCUUUACUGGUCUCUAUGCAUACUGUGCUGUGGGAAGAUGCAAAGUGGAAUAAGGUUGAAAUGCACCAGCUUGUAUCAGCUGCAGAUGUGAAGAAAGCAUAUCGCAGAGCAUGCCUAGCUGUCCAUCCAGAUAAGCAAAUGGGUACUCCAAAUGAAAAGAUUGCUAAAAUGAUUUUCAUGGAACUUAACAAUGCAUGGAGUGAUUUUGAAAAUGAUGCGAGUCAGCAGCAGAUGUUUUCAACUUGAACAAGCAAGGAUCAUUUGUCUCCUGGAAGAAUGAGGCAGUAUCUAUAUGUUAUUUUAUAAAUUAUGUCUCAUUGACUGUCCCUUUCCUGCUGUAUUACUAUUUCAGUACUUACCCAGAUCUGUUAAUAUUUUAGAAAUUGAUGUCAAAAUGUUGUCAACAUUUUCAAGUCAUUGUUAAGAAAAUAUGCAGUCUGUGCAGAAAAGUAACUAAAGCAAAUCAAGCAUCUUUGUAGUGCUAUCUAAGGGGUAGAGGCAAGAAAGUGUCACGAAUGACAGUGCCAGAAGUGACUUAAUUAUUUCACUUUUGUACUGUUUAAGCAUGUAUUCUUUUCUUUGCAAAAUGUGCAAAUUUAAUUAGAAAGACAUGUUGUAAAUGCAUAUCUGAAAGCGGUAAUAGUGAAAGUAGCCACAGGCUUUGGUUCACUCAGUGAUGCCUUAGUUCUGAUUUCACUAUUAUUUUGAUUAUCUCUUCAGCAUUUUACCUAAUAUGGCAGCAAAAAAAGAAGAAAACUUUCCCAAUGUGGGUGUAAAUGUGUCUGCUCACGAAUUUGCUCUUUAAAAUUACUAUCAAUAACAUCUGAUGUUUAACUUGUGUUUGACCACACAAGAAAAUGUAUUGGUUUUCUUACAAAGUAUUAUAUUAAGCUUUUCUUUACUAUGUUGUUGAAAUUCUUGUUAUUGUUUUGAAUUAAUUUAUGAAUAUUAAAGACAUCUGCCAUUUCUUAACAAAGCCAAUUAGCUAAGCUCAAUUCUAUUUUUUGUUGGUCUAUCUCUGUUUAACACUUGGGGAUAAAUGUGUUUGUACAUAUAUGUGUGGUGCAUUGAUGUCUGUUAAUGAAUUUUAAUGUGUAAUGUGAACUGAAAAUUUGAGCUUACUGUGUAUUAUACAGUAUCUUGUUGUAAUAUAUAAAUGUUUUAUUAUUAUUAUUAUUUUCAUGUUAGUAAAUCCUUUGUGUUUCCCCAGUGUUGAUUUGGAAGUUGUAUACAUUCCUUUUAUAUGAUUCAGAUUGUUCUAUUUAUGUUAUAAGUUUCAGAAUAUUGAAAUCAAUAUUUGUAUAAUUUUUAUUGAGGUAUAAAUGUACUGUUGUUAGAUUCUACUUAUUAAUUAUAUCAGUUCAGAACUGUUUCCUGCUAUUCAUUUAGAGUAUAAUUAAGUUAAAUGCCGUGAAUUCCUUAUUGAAGGAACCUACAAUUUUUUAUCAGUGUGGAAAGUAAAAUGAAGGUUUCCUCUGUGCAUGAAACCAGUUCCUUGCAAAUGAUGUAGGGAGCAUGUGAUAAAUAUACCAUGUGCUUAGUAAGCGUUAUUAAUAGAUUAUGCAGAUCAAAUUGUAGAAAGAAGAAAAUGGGCAAUGCCACAGCAUUUAAAAAUGUUAUAAAUCUAGGUGAUGCAGCUUUGUAAAUUGAUGGGAAAUACAGAUAAAGUCUUGUACUGGUAGGUUAUUAACAGACUGUGUGAUUAAAAUCAGUUGUACAUCCAGCACGAUCCUUUCUGAAAACAGCUAAUAAUUAAAAAUGCAUUUUAAAUUCUUUACUUUUGCCAGAAAAAAAAUCUGCACUACAAUGUAAAUUCAUUCACAUUUUAAUCAUUGUAAUUGUAUUGUGAUAUGAUUGUAAAGUAUUGUUUAUAGAAUUAUAUUUUAAUAUAUUUUAUUUUCUUCAUAUAAAAUUAGAAAUUUAAUUUAUAAUGAAGAAAAUUUGGGAACAGAUGUUUUAUCAGAUGGUAUGUUCUUUUUUUUUCCUCUCUCUCUUAAGCAGCCCUUUAACUUCAAAACUGCCCUUAGAUGAAUGCUUAUUAAAUAAUAUAGAACAUAUAUAAAUGAUGUCUUUGAUCAAAUAAUAUCUUAUCUACUAAUUUCUUCUAAGUAGAAUCAUGAACUUGAAAUUAUAAUGUAGGUAAUAGUGAUAUGGCUGAUGUGCGCUUUGUGUUUAAUUCAUUUAUGUAUGAUUAUUUUUAGUUGUACAUAAGCGGAUGUAUUUCUGAACAAUAUUGAAUAGGUAAUCUAUGUAUCAAUUUUGGAAAGAUUGUGAUUUAAAAAUAAGCCAUGACUUAGCCACUAAAUAUUUAAAGUUUAAUUUAGAAGUCAUUACUUGUUUCUCUGGAAUCAUUAGAUAUUGGUUAUAUUGUGAGUUUGGGAAUCAUUAUGAUCUCAAUGUGUUGAUCUGCCAUAUCCAUUUCAUAUUAAGUAUGCUGUAUUUAUUUUUGGACGUGUUGGAGAUAUUGAUUAACUAAGAGUCUACUGUAGUACUUACUUUGUAUCUUGUGUUCCUAGUUGCGACCUAGCUGUCAUGAAUGAAUGAACAUUUGGAAGCCCGUGGUGGUUUCAUAGCCACAUAUUUUGUCAUUUUGUAAUGUUUAUUUUGCUAGUUAGAAAGGAAAAUGUGGAAAAAUGAUGACAGUAUGAUGUGGAUGUGUUAUGUAGUUCUAAAUGUCAUGUAUAUGCUGUAUAUAUGUAUAUGGUUAAGUCUAUUUUUGACUUGUAAAACACAGAAAUACUCAAUAUUGUGUGUUGAUAUUGAAUCGCAAAAUUUUGUGUUUAUUAUCAGUAUUGAUAAAAUGAGAUAGGUUGUUUAGCAUGCAAUAAUUGAACUGGUGAGAAAGCCAUCCUUGAAACAGGUGCAUGUCACCUUGGUUUCUGCAUAAGAAUAGUGUCUGUAAUUAAGCAAAUCAAAUAAGGCUGGUAAAUACUGAUUGUGUAUGUUGGAUUUCCUAGCACAUAUCUGUAUUAUACCCUAAAUGUUUUAUUUUUCUGAGUGUAAUUGAGGGUCAACUGGUCGAGUUACCUCGUGAUUCAUGCACCUGUGCCUGUAUUUUCUGACUGGGUUAUAUACACCAUGCAACAGAAAUGGCAUGUUAUAAUUCUGAUACAUUUGAUCUUUCUCUUCUCGUUUUUAAGGGCAAAAGCAAUUUUUGUGUAGAAUGUUGAUAAAGCCCUGAAAAACAAAACAUGGAAAGAAAAAAAAAAUCCACAAGUGUCUCUCAAAGGGUAUAAUUAGACAUAUCACUCUAGAUAAUACAGGGUUCCUGAAAUAGCCACCUAAAUGGUAUCUAGAGUGUUACUGAUACAGUUUGGAGGUAAAUCAGUGCUGGUUUUUUCACUGGGAAAAGUACAAAAACCUAAGAGUGAUCAUGCCCAUCUAUGCAACUUGGAUCAGCAUUGCUCGCAGAUAGAAUAAUCUUCAUUUCCAUUAUAAAAUAGUUACGUUUAUAUACUUAAAAUUGUUAGUUUUGUCACAACCAAGAUUGUUUUUGGUUUUUUUUAAGUACAAUAGGUCAAUCAACUGAAAUCUUGCAAGAAACAAUCAUUUUGAUCACAAAAUUCACAAUUUUUUUUCUACAUUGGAUAAAAAGGCUUCUUUUAUGAAUCAAUGGUUUCGUCUGUACUCUUCAUGGUUAUUAAAACAAAGUGCCAUCUUUGUACACAAAAGAUUUUUUGCACUAUGACGGUACAUUUUUCAGGUAUCAAAAAACAUUGACCAAGUUAAACUAAGAGCAACCAUAAUUAAGAAAGAAGCAAUUCUUUAGGAAAUUGAUUGCUUUGUGUUAAAACCUAACUUAUUUACAUGAAUCAUUAUAUUCUCAAAAAGACAAUAUUGUUUCUGAAUGAGAUUAAGGUUAAGGUUAGUAAGUGUACAUAGUAAAAAUAAAUGGGAUUUGCCCUCCUUAAGAAAAGCACUGGUUUAAUCCCCCAACUCUUGUAUCAUUUUUUUUAUAAAUUCUUUUUCUCUCAUGAUGCCAAGUGCUGUAAAAGACCUUUCUAAGAAUGUAUUGAAAACAGUAUGUCAUUAGAAGAUAUGAAAGUAAAAUUUUAGCAAGUUAAAAAUGAAAAAAUAAUCUUGAAAAUACACCAGAAGUAAUCAGUGUAAUGCAUUUCAUUUUUGUAGAUGGCUUUUACAUAUUAUUGAUCUUAAAUUAAGAAAUGUUUCUUGGGCACACUUGGCCCAAUUCUCUCAUUUUAGAAAGAAGGCAAUUUUAAAAAUGUAUUUUGGUAUUGUAUAAUUGUUCUGUCAAGUGCAAGUUAGAUACUAGUCUUAAAAUACCAUGUUACUUCCAUUCGUUCAAAUACAUAAUUUCUUUCUCUGCAUUUUACAGCUUUUCAGAAGUCAUAGUAGUAAUUAAUGCACAUGUUAAAUUUCUAGAAAUUUUUACCUGAUUAGAUAUUGUAAAUAAUCACAAAAAAAUUAUAGUUCCAUUGAACAUUUUUUGAACCUUAGUUUUAUUUUCAAAAGUUCAAAAUAUGGUGAGUAGUUAUUUUGAUUCAUUGAUUAUUGUCAAUGAUCUCAACAUUUUAAAUGAAGGAGAUCAGAUGUGUCAGAAUUAAGAGUGAUAAUUGUUGAACAUUAAUUAUGAGAAUCUUUGUGAUCAAGAUUAAUUUUGGCUGCUGACAAUAAGGUGAAAACAGACUAUUUAAGAAUUAGGCAAAGUAGACCUCUUUGAUUUUUAGGAACAGCAGCAUCUCAGAGCUGAUUUGCGGACAUAAUUUGAGAUAAACAUUGAAAGAUUGAUUUGGUAGCAAGUCGUAUGACAAAAGUAUGCACCUGGAUUUUAGCCAUGCCUUGAAUAAAAAGACUUGC
Messenger RNA from Gryllus bimaculatus (two-spotted cricket), 8472 nucleotides. The record is from the annotation of a GenBank genome assembly. NCBI's taxonomy places the organism in Eukaryota, Metazoa, Arthropoda, Insecta, Orthoptera, Gryllidae.